AUGCGUACCGUGGUAGAUAGGUACCUACCUAGGUACCACCGGGCGGGGCGGGGCGGAAUCAUACUCAACCUCUCUAUCACGAUUGAAACAUAAAACUACUGAGGGCUAGGCAAUGAUCAACACGAAGCCCGACCACCGAUUUGAUGGAUGCACGUUCUUUGUUUCCAGAACCGCUUGCCGAACCUGUGUCGACACUUCCUUGCCGCCAAAAGCGCCGACCUGAACUUUUUUCUGUUUAGACCUAGUUCUAGACUAAGGUACCCAAGGUACCGCCUAGACCUAGUUGCAGGCUGUUUGGCUGCUCCAAAAUGAACAGCCCAAAAUAAAGGAAUCCAAUCCAACCAGUUCAUUUCCAGAAGCAAGAAGAAAAAGAAAGUUCAAACGCAGCAGCCGGGAGCCGUGUCUGGUCUUUACCCCUGGUGCGAUUCCUGGUUGGUUGGAGAGGGGGCUUCAGGCCGGUUGCCUGUCCGUGCUCAAAACGCCAGAGGCCUCAUCUGAAAGCGACUGAACGUGCAGAAGAAAACGCCAACGACUUGACCAGCACGAUGCAAUCGCACGCAAGGGGUAACUAUGAGCAAGCCAAACCCCGAAGGAGGAACACAGUCAAGAUUCUUCCAUGCGGUGCAGUUCGGAUGCGGGUUGGCGAUCUGGGUUUUCGAGAUAAUCAAACUGGGCGGGCUUCAUCUUUUUCGCACAUCGGCCCCUUUUGAAAUCGAUAAAUCUGUUUCAAUUUAGGGAAGUGGGAUGCUACGACGUAACGUAGGUAAGGUAAGUAGGACAGUAAUGCAUCUAGCCACUUGAGGACGGGUUACCUCGGGUAGAUACAGUACGUGCCUUUGAGCUGAGGUAGGGUAGUCGGGCCUAAUUGCCACGGAAGUCAAAACAACUUAAACUUACACACCUUACCUACGUUCUCGAAUCAAUCACAGAUUGACUAACGACGGGAACAAUGGAAGAAAGACCCAACCACAAACUUGGUCAGUGGCUCUUCUGGAAACUAAAUCUACUACGUAGGUAGAAAAAAAAUACUUUGGUAAAUAAUCAAAGCAACUCCACGCUGUCGGGCAAUCUGACGUACUAGAUAGGUCUAGACAAAUUGACACCAGAUAACAUGCAUGCGUACCUACCUACCUAGGUAUGUACAUUCUAUGCCGUAUACCAUGUACACACAGACACUUUAUCUUCCCUUUUCCUUUUCUUUCGCUGGCUCCAUUUUCCAGCUCAAACACUGUCGAGGACGAAAAUGGAACCCUCCACCGGUCCUUGCCGAGGACAGUGGUGCGCGGACCACCUCAAUCAACCCCCACCCCGCAGGGCCGUCACAGUGCAAGCUGAACGGGCAGGCAUUUCGAGGUGGUGCCGCCAUGGACGGCGGAGAACCCUUGCGACAGAUUCAGGACGAUUUCCCUGAGGUUCAAUCCACGAUUCAGAAACCAGGGGGAACGAUGGAGAACGAGUCUGGUAAAGGAAGGAAAAAAGGGACUACGAAGUAAUAUUCCGUUGCACUGUAAUGAAAUAAAAUUGAAUAAACGGACCCGGCGAAGCUGAAUACGCAGCAGAGUCGUCCAAGAGACUCGGUACCGUAUGCGGACCUGAGCUAGCCAAUGCAGCAG
Molecule: messenger RNA, 1613 nt
Organism: Pyricularia oryzae 70-15
Lineage: Eukaryota; Fungi; Ascomycota; Sordariomycetes; Magnaporthales; Pyriculariaceae
Exons: 4
Coding region: 1116-1493 (125 amino acids)
Source: RefSeq, a predicted model, not a curated record